Solanum tuberosum (potato) is the source of this 1810-nucleotide messenger RNA. Its product is annotated as cytochrome P450 71A1-like. Gene Ontology annotation, molecular function: iron ion binding; monooxygenase activity; oxidoreductase activity, acting on paired donors, with incorporation or reduction of molecular oxygen. Lineage: Eukaryota; Viridiplantae; Streptophyta; Magnoliopsida; Solanales; Solanaceae. The transcript is spliced from 2 exons. The record is from RefSeq and is a predicted model, not a curated record. Bases 58 to 1587 code for a protein of 509 amino acids.
UGAAGCAUUCUUGAAUUAUUAUAUCUAUUCAACUACUUCAGUCACUUCUUAUCAAAGAUGGAGAUCUCUUGGGUUUUCAUAGUGUUUGGGUCAUGGCUACUGGCAUUAGCUUUUGUCUUAAAAAUAUUCAACCAUCCGAAAAGGAAAUUACCACCAGGUCCAAAGCCAUGGCCAAUUAUUGGCAAUUUGAACCUCCUUGGUUCACUCCCACAUGUGUCUUUUCACCAUCUUUCUCAAAAAUAUGGAGAUUUAAUGCUACUAAAAUUCGGUUCGAAGCCUGUUUUGGUAGCAUCAUCUCCAGAAAUGGCUAAAGAGAUAUUGAAAACACAUGAUGCUAUCUUUGCAUCUCGCCCUCCAUUAGCCGCUGGUAAGUACACUAGUUUUAACUACUCAGACAUGCUAUGGGCACCUUACGGUGCAUAUUGGCGUCAAGCUAGAAAAAUUUACCUAACUGAGAUAUUUAGUCCCAAGAGGCUUGAUUCAUUAGAGUAUAUCCGUGUUGAGGAAGGGCGAACUUUGAUUUCUCGUCUUUUUCCUCAUUCAGGAAAACCAAUUUUGCUUAAAGACCAUUUACCUAGAUUUACACUUCGCACUAUAAGCAGAAUGGCUAUGAGUGACAAAUAUUGUAGUGAUCAGUCAAACUCAGAUACUUCAAUAGCAACACUUGAAAGACUGCAAUGGAUGUUGGAUGAGUGGCUUGUUCUAGGUGGGGUGAUGAAUCUUGGAGAUUGGAUACCUUUGUUUAGUUGGUUUGACUUGCAAGGAUACGUAAGGCGAAUGAAGGCAUUAGGGAAGAAUUUCACUCAAUUUUACAAAUAUGUAAUUGACGAUCACAACGCAACAAAGAUGCAAACAACAGGGGAUUUUGUUCCAAAGGACAUGGUUGAUGCUCUGUUGCACCUUUCUGAUGACCCUAAUCUUAAUGUUCAGCUUACUUCUGAUCGCAUGAUGGGACUAAUGCAUAAUUUGCUAGCUGGUGCAACAGAUACUUCAGCAGCAACGAUAGAAUGGACAUUUCAAGAACUUUUGAGGAGACCAAACAUCAUCGACAAGGCACGCCAAGAACUUGACAGAGCCAUUGGAAAAGAACGAUGGGUAGAAGAAGAAGACUUUUCUAAGCUACCUUAUAUAGAUGCCAUAAUCAAAGAGUCAUUUAGACUUCAUCCUUUAUGUGCAUUGCUUCCUCCUCAUUACUCCAUUGAGGAUUGUAAAGUUGCUGGUUAUGACAUACCAAAAGGGACAAUUGUUUAUGUAAACGCGUGGUCUAUAGGAAGAAAUUCAAAGUAUUGGGAGAGGGCAGAAGAGUUCAUUCCUGAAAGAUUCAUAGAAAAUAACAUAGACAUGACAGGACAAAAUUUUGCAUUGUUGCCAUUUGGUUCAGGAAGGAGGAGGUGCCCGGGGUAUAGCCUUGGUAUGAAGGUUGUUCGAACAACAAUGGCUAACUUGUUGCAUGGAUUCAAUUGGAAAUUAACAGGAGAUAUGAGGCCAGAAGAUAUAAGCAUGGAGGAGAUGUAUGGAUUGUCUACACACCCAAAAAAGCCUAUAUCUGUGAUUAUGGAACCUAGACUUCCCCUCCAUCUUUAUUAGAGCUAGCUACAGAAGAUAGUGCAUGUAUAAUAUAAUCUCUUUUUGAAAGCAACGAUCAAAUAUCCUAACUAGCUUUAUAUGGACAAGAGGAGGAAAAUGCCAUAACAAUUACGUGCAUGGAAGUCCUCUCCGGUUAAAUAAGACUUCUUUUUUUUUUUUUUCAUCUUGUAAUAUUAUGUUUAAUUUUUAAAGUGAUUAAGUUAGAGGUGCAAAAGAGUAUAUU